UGUUUACCCUUCUCUCAGACACGAACGUCUUGAGGAACGCCCGUCAGUUGUCGGCGGACCGUCACCCAUGGCUUUCCUGUUGUGCAUAGCGUUGCUGGUAAGUGCCGCCGCCGGUGCCGAAGAAGGGCAGCUGAGACUCCUGGUCGGGACCCGGGUCACGACGCACGAAGGGCGGGGAAACGUCGAGGUCUUCCACGCCAACCGUUGGGGCCCCGUCUGCGAUGACGAAUGGGACUCACGGGAAGCUGACGUUGUGUGUCGGAUGCUGGGCUUUCCCAAUGCGUCACAGGCGACGAGGGACGCGCACUUCGGCAAAGCGCUCAGGCCCAUCUUGAUGGAUAACAUGUAUUGUACUGGCGAGGAGCUUCACCUGAUGGAGUGUCAGUUCGACGGCUGGGGAGUACACGACUGUGGCCGCGAAGAGACUGCUGGCGUCAUCUGCAAGCUUCAGGACGAGAUGACGACGACAACAGCUCCACCCCGCCCGCCAGCUAAGAAGAAAAUUCGUUUCAGAAGCCGGAGCAGUGUGAAGGUACGCCUGGCGGGUGGUCGCGACCGCAAUGAAGGUCGUCUUGAGGUGUACCUGCCCAAGCGUGGGUGGGGCCUCGUGUGCGGCGACGGCUGGGGAGUCUUGGAGGCAAUGGUGGUCUGCCGUCAACUCGGGCUUGGCUACGCCCAGGCAGCAGUGCAGAGCGAUGCCUUUGGUGGUAUAAAUGAGACAAUGAUGCUCAGUGGAGUCGAGUGCAGGGGGUACGAGAAGAACUUGGCCGACUGCAAGCAUGAUCAACUCGGAGAUGUCACAUGUCCUGGAUUAUAUGAAAACAUUGCUGGUGUAAUGUGCACUGAUCGUUUGGCAGACUUGGUGAUCGAUGAACUGGAAGUCGAGCGAUCUGCGUAUCUUGAAGAUCGGCAACUGCUGUAUCUGCAGUGUGCCAUGGAGGAGAACUGCCUUUCUUCUUCUGCGUACGCCCUCCGGAGUGAAUCGGGAUGGCUGUACGAGAGCAGACGUCUCCUCAGGUUUACGGCGCGAGUGGCCAACGUGGGAAGUGCAGUCUUCAAACCGUUUCUGCCUAAGAACGCCUGGUUGUGGCAUUCCUGUCACAUGCACUACCAUUCCAUGGAAGUAUUUGCCCACUUCGACGUGCUAGACAUCACCGGCAGAAAGGUGGCUGAAGGGCACAAGGCAAGCUUCUGCCUGGAGGACAAUGUGUGCCAGCCAGGCAUCGACAAGGAGUUCGCUUGUGCAGACUACGGUGACCAGGGCAUUUCGAUUGGCUGCACUGACACGUACGCUCACAACAUUGACUGCCAGUGGGUGGACAUGACGGAUGUACCUCACGGCUACUACAUCUUCAGGGUUUCCAUCAAUCCAGAAUACAAGAUGUCAGAACUAAGCUUUGACAACAAUGCUGCCACUUGCGACCUGCUGUAUACUCAAACUUACGCUUCAGUAACAAACUGCACACUAGGAAGACCAUGAGUUUACAAAUAGAAUAUGUUGUAUAGAAAAAAAAAAUUGCAAAUUCCACUGGUCAAUCCAGAGCAAGCACACGAAUCUGUUACACGGCCAACGAAAUCCAGCACUGAGGGGUUCAAAUCCACUGGCGGAAAACAAGCAAGUUUCAGCCAAGAUCCUGGCGGAGGUCUUUCCCCGCACCUGGCAAACUCGGCGAACCAGCAUGAGAUCCAGAAGUGAUGAAAGUGAUUCUGUGGAGCUCCUGCUGAAUCCGAUCAUUCUCGGCUCAGCAAGAAAGAGCGCUCCGCUUCGGAGCGAGCUGAUGUGAAAUUACUAGCCAAACACGUGAAUACGCUCCGGAUCGACCAGUGGAAUACGACGCAAGUUUCAGAGGGCAUGUUACUGUGAGUACGUUAUAGCAUUUGGUCAUUGUGUGAUCAUUAAAACCAUUGCAGAAGCAA
Molecule: messenger RNA, 1917 nt
Organism: Ornithodoros turicata
Lineage: Eukaryota; Metazoa; Arthropoda; Arachnida; Ixodida; Argasidae
Product: lysyl oxidase homolog 4-like
Exons: 8
Coding region: 68-1480 (470 amino acids)
Biological process (GO): peptidyl-lysine oxidation
Cellular component (GO): membrane
Molecular function (GO): copper ion binding; protein-lysine 6-oxidase activity
Source: RefSeq, a predicted model, not a curated record